AUGUCUAAUGCAUCUAAACAACCCUUCACAAUUUCAUCGAUAAAAACACGUCGACUGGAUGUUGAUUUAUUGCCGGUGAUAGAGGAGGAGGAAUCCGAAAUUUCGAUGUCAUUUGAGCAAUCAGUACCGGGACAGAGCUUAGUAGGGAAUGCGGAGGGUCUGACUAUUGAAGAAUUGCCCAGCGUACCGGAGAAUCAAGAGAGGUCUAUUGUGCUUUACAAUGCCACGAACAUGCCUCUCCUGCAGCCCCCUUCAAAUUUCUCGAUUUCGGUGAAUCCGGACCUGAUUUCAGGGUUGAAAAUUGCUCACCUCACUCUGCUUCUCAAUGCACAUAUUUCGCAGGCAUCUGAAAAUCUUGGUAUGGCCAUGGUUUACACAUUGAUCACAUCGGCUAAGGAUUGGCUCUCUGAAAAAUUUGCUCAGGAUGAUGGCACUGAGAAUGCUGAAGAAGAUUCAGCAGUGAAAGAUGAUGUAUGGUUAUGUGUCAUGCUUUAA
This is a messenger RNA of Fraxinus pennsylvanica, 495 nucleotides long. The record is from the annotation of a GenBank genome assembly. NCBI's taxonomy places the organism in Eukaryota, Viridiplantae, Streptophyta, Magnoliopsida, Lamiales, Oleaceae.